Molecule: messenger RNA, 756 nt
Organism: Trichoderma aggressivum f. europaeum
Lineage: Eukaryota; Fungi; Ascomycota; Sordariomycetes; Hypocreales; Hypocreaceae
Exons: 4
Coding region: 1-756 (251 amino acids)
Biological process (GO): pentose-phosphate shunt; pentose-phosphate shunt, non-oxidative branch; carbohydrate metabolic process
Cellular component (GO): cytosol
Molecular function (GO): D-ribulose-phosphate 3-epimerase activity; metal ion binding
Source: RefSeq, a predicted model, not a curated record
AUGGCUCCCAAAACGCUCAUUGCGCCGUCAAUCCUGUCGGCUGACUUUGCACAGCUCGGUGCAGAAUGCGCCCGCACCAUCGAGCAGGGUGCCGAUUGGCUGCACGUUGAUAUCAUGGACGGCCAUUUCGUACCAAACAUCACAUUCGGAGCCCCCGUGGUGGCAAAGGUCCGGCCGCACGUCGAGAAGCCGGCCCAACCCGCCGGUCGAGGGACAUUCGACUGCCACAUGAUGAUUGCCGAGCCUAAGAAAUGGGUCAAGGAGUUCAAGAGCGCCGGCUGCGACCUCUACUGCUUCCAUUACGAGGCUGCCUUUUCCUCUGCCGCAGAGUCUCCCGAGCAAACGACCGAUAAGAAGACCAACCCCAAGGAGCUGAUCCGAUAUAUCCACGACAACGGACUGCUUGCAGGCAUUGCCAUCAAGCCUGACACAUCCGUCGACGUGCUUUGGGACAUUCUCGAGACCUCGGAUCCCAAGGAAAGACCCGAUAUGGUUCUCGUCAUGACGGUCUACCCCGGCUUUGGAGGACAAAAGUUUAUGGCCUCGGAGCUGCCCAAGGUGCAGGAGCUGCGAAAGCGAUACCCCGAGCUGAACAUUGAGGUGGACGGAGGGCUCGGCCCCAGCACCAUUGACCAGGCCGCCGACGCGGGAGCCAAUGUCAUUGUCGCAGGCAGCGCCGUCUUUGGAGCCAAGGACCCGGCCGAGGUCAUUUCGCUGCUGCGGAGGUCCGUCGACACCAAGGGAGGCAAGCUGUAG